GGUGUGGGGCGUUCACCCUCACCUCAUCAACCUCUCUUCCUCUUCAUUAUUUUGCUUUGUCCGUCUUGUACCAGUGUACUCAUCUUUGGAGCCCGAGCGAGCGGCCGGCUAAAGGAGUCCUCGGCUUUGUGGGUCAGACUGAAAGUCUAAUUGCAAUGGAGUGCUUCAACAGCCUACUCCUCAAACUGCAGGAAGUCCACGAGCGAGAAGUUGAGGGUUGGCAGGGCAAAAUCCAAGAGCUGUCCAACAAGAAAGGCUGUGACACAAAGCGAAUGGAGGAUCUUUUUUCAAAAAACCAGCAGAUGAAAGAACAGCAGAGAGUCCUUACCGAGAACAUCAAGACACUAGAAAACAGGCUGCGGGCAGGGCUGUGUGACAGAUGCACAGUCACUCAGGAGGUAGCCAAGAGGAGACAGCAGGAAUUUGAGUCUUCACAGAUACAGAGCAUCCAGCACAUCACUCUAUUGGCGGGAGAGAUGAACAACUUGAAAAGGGAGAACAAGCAACUUAUAGAGGAGCUCAGAAGUAUCAAAGCAGCAUUCAACAAAGGUCCCAGCGAUCACCCCUCCAAUAGCAACAGCACCACCACAGGGGUCAAACCAAACAGCUCCCCUGACCUUUCACCUUCAUCUGGACCUGUUCCCCUCGUCACUAAGGAAACCAGCAGGGAAAGAAACCAGCCAGCAGAUGGCAGCUUUGCAAUGAAAACGGAGACGGUCCAAAGAGCUGAAGAAAGUGAACACAGACGAUUAAGAGGGAUGAACAGAAGCUACUCUGAGUUCUACAAGCCUCUCACCUGGAGGACGGAACAUGGUUUAACCCAUCUUAGAGAAAAAAGAGAAGUCAACCCCAGCAGACACGUGCUCCAUGCUCCUGUCCCCUGCCGUCCUAAGCCCAUCAAGAGCAGCCCUGUCAGUAUCCCCUGGCCCAUAUCUGAAUCCUCAGACUGGGUGACCCCAGCUUCUCCGGGGACUAGUCUGGUCCAACCUUCUCCCAAGCCAAACCUGCCACGCUUUCCCAACCUGAUUCCAACUAGCCAACAUGCCAGCCCUGUAAGGCAGGUUUUUGAGUCUCCUUGGCAAAAGCAGAGCACCCCUCAGCCCAAUUCCAAAGAGCCAACUGUAGUGUUCAGGUUGAGAAGUGUUCCAGAGCCUGUCAAGAGUAAAAUCAAGCCCCAAGAGAAAAAGGAAGUUCCACCUUUCAAAACAGAGAGGUUUUCUGCUGAAGGUGCAAGAGAGGCCUAUGACUGGCCUCUGGACCUAUCGGAUCGAGGAAAUUCCCAACCCAGGCAAAUGGAAACAGAGGAUUCACCAUUAUCCUUACAUGGUGGAGAGAGAGUACAGACAAGCCCUGACAAGGAUGGGAUGGCCAAUCCGCCGUCACCUGGAACAGUAUCAUCACCUUCUCCUGACAAUCCUCCCUUGUGCUCAUGGACUCAAAGUCCAUCAGUAAAACAAGAAGAGCAAGAAUCUUCCACUGACCAAAAUCACAAGGAGGUAGUCAACGAGCAGGAGCUGAAAGAGGAGGUGAACGAAAAGACAGACCAAUGCUACGAGAAGAAGGUGCCCACCCUCACUAUAUCAUUACGUCCAGUAGUGGUGCUGGAGAACCUUAAUUCCGAUCUGCAAGAAGCCUUAUUAUCAAAGGGCAAGUCAUCAUCAACACCCGCUGAGCCAGGAAGCAGCUCAGAGGAGCAAGGUGUGGAGGGAAGUGCAUCAGUACAAGAGCGGAACCACGGCGGCAAGAGGAAGAGGGCUCCAGUGGAGAUAGAAAAUCAGGACUCAGAAACCGACCAUAUUGAGUGGGAGAGGAACAUCAAGAUCACAGUGAGAAAUGAGGAGAAGAGCACUUGUUAAAGAGCAUGAUGUUACAUUGACCUAAACCUCCAUCAAUUGAUUUUGUCCCCUGAGGGCACCGCAAUGAGCAGUACAUACAUCCCGUAAAACAAACGACUUUAACCAAGACGUCUGCUGUACUUCAAAAGACGCAGAGCAAAGUUUGCAUUUGUUUGGGGUUUUGUUUUUGUCCACUUGACAUUCUUAAGUCCAAAAUCCUCUGUAAUAUACAAGGAUAUUAAUAUCCUGUUGAGCAGCCUAUGGUGGUUUGGUGGAGAACUGAGACAAGAUCAGGCUCAAAACACACAUUUUGUAACACGUAACUGCCCGUAAGGUACAACUCAAACUGACAUACUGUCAGUGCUAUUUCUGCCACGGAACCUCCACUCUCCUCACCUCGCCAUAAGUGACUACCCAAGAAAAAACAUGUUCCUCUUCCUCUUUUUCAUUUUCAGAAUGCACAUAUUUUGCAAGUAUUAACUUUCCGUUCACAGUUGUGUGCAGUAACCCGGGUGCACGGAAGUGAUAAAAAAGACAAAUGAAAAACCCACA
Gasterosteus aculeatus aculeatus (three-spined stickleback) is the source of this 2387-nucleotide messenger RNA. It is a transcript of the gene rbbp8nl, whose product is annotated as retinoblastoma binding protein 8-like. Gene Ontology annotation, biological process: DNA double-strand break processing involved in repair via single-strand annealing. The record is from RefSeq and is a predicted model, not a curated record. Gene Ontology annotation, molecular function: damaged DNA binding. NCBI's taxonomy places the organism in Eukaryota, Metazoa, Chordata, Actinopteri, Perciformes, Gasterosteidae.